Molecule: messenger RNA, 591 nt
Organism: Exserohilum turcica Et28A
Lineage: Eukaryota; Fungi; Ascomycota; Dothideomycetes; Pleosporales; Pleosporaceae
Exons: 1
Molecular function (GO): protein binding
Source: RefSeq, a predicted model, not a curated record
AGCGCCGUUACGCAACAGGAAAUGGUCACAGUGAAGAUUGGGCCGCAGCAAAAACAAUAUCGCAUACACAAAGGCCUGAUCACUUAUCACUCCGAAUACUUCGGCAGUGCUUACAGCGGUCAAUGGAAAGAAGCAGACGAAAAGGAUGUUGUCCUUGAAGAUAUCGAACCAGCAAUUUUCGAUGUUUUUGUUCAAUGGCUCUAUACUCAGGAUAUGCCCUCAGUCGAGGAAAUCGAGCGUAUACUCAAAGUAUAUCCUGAGGACGAAGAAGACGGAGACCCAGUAAUCACUGUUCUCACGAAAUCUCUGGUGUUUGGGGACAGGUUUUUAUCGCCGGCGUUUCGGCGAGGAGCCAGUAGGGGUAUCAUUGAAGUCCUUUCUGCAGACGAGCCUGGAACCUUUACCAUAUUCACGGCAGUCAAGUUUUCUUUCGAGAACUUGCCCGAAGAGCACAUCAUCAAUGAACUCUUCAUUGAUUUGUACUGUUCGCAUCUCGUUCGAACAUCAGCCAGCGAAGAAUCUCUGUAUGCUCACUUGCUGAGAAGAGACAUGCCUUAUAAGUUUCUCGUCAAAGUUAUAGCAAGGUACUCG